GUCUAUACCACAUGCUUCUAAUUCUGUCAGUGGAUUGCGCUUUCUUGUAGUUAAGCGUUUCUACGAUUCUUCACCGAUUCAAAUUGGCGUAAUGCCGCAAGCUUUACCUUAUGGGGGCAUGCCUUCGUCUGCAUUAAAUAGGAAAAUGGAAGAAACUGAUCCACUCCUUAUUGAUGCCAUCGCCCAAGUGGAUGCAUUCCAUGAUCAAGAAGAUUAUUAUACUGACUAUGGAGUGCGUGGAUGUAUUACAGAACCUGUGAGGCAUCCUGAAUUAUCAUUAGGAUUUUUGGGAAAUGAUCCCAGAGGGAAACAGAUUGGGCCUGAUAUUAAUAAAAUUUCGAAGCAAAUACAGCAACGUAAGACUGAUUUUACCAUAGGAAUGGGUACUAAUGCCGAUACACAGGUCCCCGAAAGGCCAUGGUCAGAGCAAUCUAUAAAAAUUGGUCGAGAUAAACUACACGGAAGACUUAAGGAUAAUACCCAUGUUUUUUCUACACAAAGAGAAGGGAAAAUUAAUGAAGUAGCCCCACCCAAUUAUCGCCCAUAUAAUGAAUUAAUUCGUAAGUAUACUAAUUCUGGCAAUAAUGCGCCCUCUUAUGUGCCAUGGCGUCAUGUUAUGGGGGGCACUGAAUUGCCUGUACAAAAAUAUGGCAAGGUGCCCGAUUCGUAUACUACUCCUUUGAAAGAUAGGAAUAUUAUGUUACAGAAGGCGGAUCAAUCGUGGAAUCUCCAGCAAUAUGGUAAUACAACUGGUUUACAUACCACCCCCUCAAAAGACAAAAACAUAAUGUUGCAGAAGGCAGAUCAAUCGUGGAAUCUCCAGCAAUAUGGCAAUACAACUGGUUUACAUACCACCUCCUCAAAAGACAGAAACAUAAUGUUGCAGAAGUCUGAUCAAUCGUGGAAUCUCCAGCAAGAUGCUAGUGGGUCGAGACACGUUUUAUUCGAUAUGUAUAUGGUUUUGGCCACUAAGAAAAUGUUUCAAGCUGAAACUGAGUUCGGUCAAAAUAAAAAUUCUCGAUUAACUAAACCGGGAGGAGCUUCACUCAUGCCUAUAUCAGCUAUACACUCUAAAGAGCAAAAGGGAGAUCAACGAUUAGUUUUGCCAUCCGGUUUUGAAGAAUCUAUUUCUAACAAUAGCAGAGAACUUAUCCCUUCUUCGAAUCCUUAUCCAAUAAGUGGAAUACAGCGUGAAGAGCAACAAAGACACCUAUCGCUACAAGACCUAACUUCCCAUGCUGAAACAUUCCGGAGACCAAUCCUUAUUUCAGAUCCCUAUCCAAUGAGCGAAAUGCAACGUGAAGAGCAGGAGAGACAUUUAACAUUGCAGGAUAUAACAUCUCACACUGAAGCAUUUCGAAGACCAAUUCCCACUUCAGACUCCUAUCCAAUAAGCGAGAUGCAACGUGAAGAACAGGAAAGACAUUUAUUAUUGCAGGAUGUAACAUCCCAUACUGGAAUAUUUCGAAGACCAAUUCCCACUUCAGACUCCUAUCCAAUAAGCGAGAUGCAACAAGAACAAAAUCGAGACGUAGUUUCUUCUUCACAAGAAUCGCAUCUGACUAAAGGGGUAUUACCAGCUAUCUAUCCAGAAAAAGCGGUACAGGGUAGUCUAAUUACUAAUACAUUUCCUAACGCACAUUUAGCAAAUAUCGCCGGGGUAAUUCGAUCACUUCGAACUGGAGAUGAUAUGCGACAUACAUCAGGGCUAAGUUUCUUUGAUUCAAUCAGACAUCUUGCUACUUCAGAAAGAUCCGCUCCUUCGCAAAAAAACCCAACUUUCUUACAUAAACAAGAAUUCAUACGACACUUAAAUCAGACGUUACCUAAAUCCGCUGGAGCUGAUCGAUACAAUAUCCACGUUUAUAGUUCUGCCCCUCCACAGAUUUCAACAGAAAGAUCGAACCCAGAUACUCUUUGGCAACAUACUUAUGAAAAUUCACCUAUAUUUGGGCCACCUCUUCCUGAAUGGCAAAGUCAUAUCGAUGAUACAACGGUUUUGGGAAAUUCAACAGAAACUGUCUUCGGAUCUAAUGAAUCUGGAGUUCAUGGCACCGCACCUACUGGACCUAAAACUUUACGCGCGCAUCAAGAAAGCGAUUCUAUGAACUUGCAUGAUGGAUUGGUUAAUACUUUUUAG
Messenger RNA from Dentiscutata erythropus, 2140 nucleotides. The record is from the annotation of a GenBank genome assembly. NCBI's taxonomy places the organism in Eukaryota, Fungi, Glomeromycota, Glomeromycetes, Diversisporales, Gigasporaceae.